CCAACGGGACGCAGCCCCACGCGCUCCUCCACUCCCCCCGCGACACACGCGUACGGACGAACACCUCGCCGACGAAGAAUCCAGCCACCCUGCUUGCUCCGGCGACCGAGAGAGAGAGAGAUGAAGCUGCCGGGGCGCCUACUCGCCGCCGGCGCGGCCGCGCUGCUGGUGGCGGCGUCGGUGAUGGUGGCAACGCUGCUGACCACGCCGCUGCCGUUCCUGCCGUCGCUGCCAUGCCUGCCCGCGGUGACCGCGCCCUCGGGGUCCGGGUACGAGGCCGCCGGCGUGGCGGCGCUCGCCGACGCCGCCGUGCGGUACGCCACCACGGCGACCGUGCCGCAGCAGUCGCGCGCGGAGAUCUCCCUGUCGCUGGCCGUGCUCCGGCGCCGGGCGCCGCUGCGGCUGCUGGUGUUCGGCCUGGGCCACGACUCCAGGCUGUGGCACGCGCUCAACCCCGGUGGCGCCACCGUCUUCCUCGAGGAGGACCCCUCCUGGUACCGCGUCGUGCGCGGCCAGUCGCCGUUCCUCCGCGCCCACCUCGUCGCCUACCGCACGCGGCUCGACCACGCCGACCUCCUCCUCGACUCCUACAAGCACUACCCGUCCUGCCUCCCCGGCGGCGGCGGCGACGGCGUCCCGCGCGUCCGGGGCAACGCCGACUGCCCUCUCGCGCUGCACAACCUGCCCGCGGAGGUGUACGAGCACGAGUGGGACAUGGUGAUGAUCGACGCGCCCAAGGGGUACUUCGCGUCGGCGCCCGGGAGGAUGGCCGCCGUGUGGACGGCGGCGGUCAUGGCGCGCGGCCGCCGCGGCCAGGGCGACACCGACGUGUUCCUCCACGACGUCGACCGCCACGUCGAGAAGGCCUACGCCCAGGAGUUCCUCUGCGACAGGUUCCGCGUCGGCGGGACCGGCCGCCUCUGGCAUUUCAGGAUCCCGCCGGCGUCGCGCCGCGGGAACGGCACGGCGGCCGGCGCCGGCGCCGGCAGCGACGGCAAGAGGCCCUUUUGCUAAGGAUUGCGCUUUUCCGAGGGGCCUUUUUGCAAAAUAGCCACAAAAUAAACAGGUGAAAAUUACAAAAUACAUAGGAAUUUGCCGGGUUUCCUCUCCUCUGCCGUGCAAAUUCAAACGCAGGAUAAUCAAGUUUGAGGUAAAAUUUCUCGAUUUUUCGCUUUCGUUUGAAUUAAUGGAGAUAAAGAUUAGAGAGGUGAUUUGAAUCCUGAGAUCACUAGAGUUGGUGUGAACAGCACGAUGUGCAUCACUCUCAAAUUUGUAAUGGAAGUAAGCAGAUGAGCUUGUAUGUUGUUUUCUCUUUCAUUUUUUUUGUAUGAGUACAUACAGAAUUUUCAAUAAAGUCCGUACACCAGGUUAACAAUUGA
Molecule: messenger RNA, 1379 nt
Organism: Oryza brachyantha (malo sina)
Lineage: Eukaryota; Viridiplantae; Streptophyta; Magnoliopsida; Poales; Poaceae
Product: probable methyltransferase At1g27930
Exons: 1
Coding region: 121-1014 (297 amino acids)
Biological process (GO): xylan biosynthetic process
Source: RefSeq, a predicted model, not a curated record